Messenger RNA from Ctenocephalides felis (cat flea), 1538 nucleotides. RefSeq names its product septin-1 (gene Septin1). Gene Ontology annotation, molecular function: molecular adaptor activity; GTPase activity; GTP binding. The transcript is spliced from 6 exons. NCBI's taxonomy places the organism in Eukaryota, Metazoa, Arthropoda, Insecta, Siphonaptera, Pulicidae. Gene Ontology annotation, biological process: cytoskeleton-dependent cytokinesis; cell division; regulation of exocytosis. The record is from RefSeq and is a predicted model, not a curated record. Gene Ontology annotation, cellular component: microtubule cytoskeleton; cell division site; synaptic vesicle. Bases 100 to 1173 code for a protein of 357 amino acids.
CACACGUUCAUUGUUUUAGUGCUAUUCUACUUUUUAUUUAUUAACUACCGGUCCUAUAUCUGUGCAAUUUAAAUUUUAGUUCAUUAAAAUAUUAAUAAAAUGACCAGCGAAACGAAAAAUUUUUCUAGUUUAGAGACUCCUGGUUAUGUCGGUUUUGCAAAUUUACCAAAUCAGGUCCACCGAAAAUCUGUUAAAAAAGGUUUUGAAUUUACAUUGAUGGUGGUUGGUGAAUCUGGUCUUGGAAAAUCCACAUUAGUGAACAGUUUAUUCUUAACAGAUCUGUAUCCUGAAAGAAUAGUCCCUGGUGCUGUUGAGAAACAAAAUCAAACGGUAACAUUAGAUGCUUCGACUGUAGAAAUUGAAGAAAGAGGUGUAAAAUUGAGAUUAACAGUUGUAGAUACUCCUGGAUAUGGAGAUGCCAUAGAUAAUACAGAUAGUUUUAGAGCGAUAUUGCAAUAUAUUGAUGAACAAUUUGAAAGAUUCUUACGUGAUGAAUCUGGACUUAACAGAAGAAAUAUUGUUGACAAUCGAAUACACUGUUGUUUUUAUUUCAUAUCACCAUUUGGCCAUGGUUUGAAGCCAUUGGAUGUUGAAUUCAUGAAGCAACUACAUAAUAAAGUUAAUAUUGUUCCGGUGAUUGCAAAAGCUGAUGUCCUUACAAAAAAGGAAGUGCAGCGCUUGAAACAAAGAGUGUUACAAGAAAUAGCAAAUCAUGGAAUAAGAAUAUAUCCUUUACCAGACUGUGAUAGUGAUGAAGACGAGGAUUACAAAGAACAAGUAAGACAGUUAAAAGAAGCAGUACCUUUUGCUGUUUGUGGUGCCAAUACAUUGUUAGAAGUUAGAGGCCGCAAAGUCCGUGGUAGACUUUAUCCAUGGGGAGUGGUCGAGGUUGAGAAUCCUGAACAUUGUGAUUUUAUUAAACUGCGCACAAUGUUAAUUACUCAUAUGCAGGACUUGCAAGAAGUUACACAAGAAGUACAUUAUGAAAAUUAUAGAUCAGAACGCCUUGCUAAAGGAACUCCAUUGCCAAAGAAAAUAUUAUCUGCUUCCGAUGAUAAAUCUGCAGCUGCAAUAAGUGAUAAAGAUAGAAUGUUGCAAGAAAAAGAGGAAGAACUACGCCGAAUGCAAGAAAUGUUGGAAGCCAUGAGGGCUAAAGUUCAAUUGCAGAAUUGAAUAUCUCGAAUCAUCAGUAUUAUUUUUAACUCUUAUCACAUGAAUGAUAUUGAGACUGAUCUAUAAUCACACUUAAUUACUUAUCAACAGAUAUAUUUUUAUCUGUACAUUAAUAACUAUAACUUAGUGAUUUUAUUAAAUCCCAUUAAUAUAAAAUAGUUUAUAAGAUUUAUUUUAUACAAAGAGCAUUUAUAUAUAUUUUUUAUAAGUAAAAGGCAUAUCCAUAAAUUAAUGUGAUGCAUUAUUACGCCUGCCAUGACUAACCAAAUUAUCAAACUAGAAUAAGUUUAAUCAUUGAUCCGUUGCGAACUAGAUAGAACUUGCAUAUGCAUAUUUUAAUCAAGAUUUUUUAUAUUUUAUAAUCA